AUGGCCACCGUGGGGGACGAGGACGAUUUCCUCAUGAAGAACAGGCAGAACUUCCUGCCCUUGCUCAGCGUGUCACCUCGAGGAGAACUCAGUGUGACAGAGGUGGACUUCUCGUCUCCAUCUGUUCACCUCGAGGAGAAGAGGAGAGAAGCCCAAGUGAUGCCAAAGGCUCUGGAGGAGGAGGGAGAGGCCUUCAGAAAGAGGAUGGAAGUCAUAGCCGGCCGGUGGAGGGACCUCCAUGCCAAGGAGGCUCAGCUGAAAGCCCACAAGGAGAAAUCUCUGAGGAUGAUAAAGGAAAGAGAGGAAAUGCAAGUCCAGGCUCUGAAGAAAGCCAUCAAAGAGCGAGAGAUGACGAUGCAAAAGGAGAGUGACCUUCUGAGAGCCAAGAGGGAACUGGAAGACCUGACAAUUAAGCGCCAGGAACUCUCCAACAAAGUGCAGAAGUAUUCCAUCUUCAAAAAAUACCUGGACGACGUGGUGAAGAUCUCAGAGCUGCUGCUGCUGCAGUCACCAGAGGGGCACGAGGAGGUGGCUGGGCAAGUGAAGAUGCCCCUGGAGCAGGGCACAGCAGGGAGAGGAGCUGGGAUCCUGCAGCACGAGGAGGAGCUGGAGCAGCUCCAACUGCCUUCUGACCAGGCUGGAAGCGACGUCCGCUCCUGG
This is a messenger RNA of Antrostomus carolinensis (chuck-will's-widow), 660 nucleotides long. It is a transcript of the gene CCDC42, whose product is annotated as coiled-coil domain containing 42. The annotation marks the transcript as partial. Lineage: Eukaryota; Metazoa; Chordata; Aves; Caprimulgiformes; Caprimulgidae. Gene Ontology annotation, biological process: spermatid development. The transcript has 5 exons. The record is from RefSeq and is a predicted model, not a curated record.